CCUGACCUAGGCGAUGGGCGUCAAGACGGCGCUGCCCGCGGCCGAGCUGGGCCUCUACUCCCUGGUGCUGAGCGGGGCUCUGGCCUACGCUGGCCAGGGCCUCCUGGAGGCGUCGCAAGACGGGGCUCACCGGAAGGCCUUCCGGGAGUCGGUGCGGCCAGGCUGGGAGUACAUCGGCCGGAAGAUGGACGUGGCCGACUUCGAGUGGGUAAUGUGGUUCACGUCCUUCCGGAACGUCAUCGUCUUCGCCCUGUCUGGCCACGUGCUGUUCGCCAAGCUCUGUAGCAUGGCUGCUCCCCAGCUCCGCUCCUGGAUGUACGCAGCCUACGGGGUGCUGGCCGUGGGGGGGACCAUGGGCCCGUGGUAUCUGCUGCUGCUCCUGGGCCACUGCGUGGGGCUCUACGUGGUCUCUCUCCUGGGCCAGUCCUGGCUCUGCCUCGGCUUCGGCCUAGCCAGCCUGGCCUCCUUCAAGAUGGAUCCGCUCAUCUCCUGGCAGAGCGGGUUUGUCACGGGCACUUUUGAUCUUCAAGACGUCCUGUUUCACGGGGGCAGUGGCUUCACCAUUCUGCGCUGCACCAGCUUCGCGCUGGAGGCCUGUGCCCACCCCGAUCGCCGCUACUCCUUCGCCGACCUCCUCAAAUACAACUUCUACCUGCCUUUCUUCUUCUUCGGGCCCAUCAUGACCUUUGACCGCUUCCACGCCCAGGUGAGCCAGGUGGAGCCAGUGAGGGCUGAGGGCGAGCUGUGGCGGAUCCGGGCCCAGGCGGGAAUCAGCGUGGCGGCCAUCAUGGCUGUGGACAUCUUCUUCCACUUCUUCUACAUCCUCACCAUCCCCAGCGACCUCAAGUUUGCCAAGCGCCUCCCGGACAGCGCCCUUGCCGGCCUGGCCUAUUCCAACCUGGUGUAUGACUGGGUGAAGGCGGCCGUGCUCUUCGGGGUGGUCAACACCGUGGCUCGCCUGGACCACCUGGACCCACCCCAGCCGCCAAAGUGCAUCACGGCCCUCUACGUCUUCGGGGAAACGCAUUUCGACAGGGGCAUCAAUGACUGGCUUUGCAAAUAUGUGUAUGACCACCUUGGAGGGGACCACAGCUCAGUGAUCCCAGAGCUGGUGGCCUCUGUGGCCACCUUCGCUGUGACCACCCUGUGGCUUGGGCCAUGUGACAUCGUCUAUCUCUGGUCCUUCCUUAACUGCUUCGGUCUCAACUUUGAACUCUGGGUGCAGAAGCUGGCGGAGUAUGGGCCUCUGGCACGCAUGGAGGCCUGUCUGUCGGAGCAGAUGUCCCGCAGGGUUCGAGGCCUUUGUGGAGCUGUAAACUUCUGGGCUAUCAUCAUGUACAACCUCGUGAGCCUGAACAGCCUCGAGUUCACAGAGCUGGUGGCCCAGCGCCUGCUACUUACAGGGUUUCCUCAGACCACGCUGGCCAUCUUGUUUGUUACCUACUGUGGCGUCCAGCUGGUGAAGGAGCGAGAGCGAACCCUGGCCCUAGAUGAGGAGCAGAGGCAGGACAAGGAGAAGGAGGAGUAGAUGGCAUGGAGGGCAGCGUGCUGAUUGGCUCUGCUCAGCUAUUUCUGGGCGCUAGGCCCAGACUAUGCCCCAUGACGCCUGAAUGAUAGAAUAAAAAAAGACUUUU
Perognathus longimembris pacificus (Pacific pocket mouse) is the source of this 1634-nucleotide messenger RNA. RefSeq names its product hedgehog acyltransferase like (gene Hhatl). The transcript has 11 exons. The record is from RefSeq and is a predicted model, not a curated record. Lineage: Eukaryota; Metazoa; Chordata; Mammalia; Rodentia; Heteromyidae. Gene Ontology annotation, cellular component: endoplasmic reticulum. Gene Ontology annotation, molecular function: acyltransferase activity. Gene Ontology annotation, biological process: negative regulation of N-terminal protein palmitoylation. The coding region runs from base 14 to 1528 and encodes 504 amino acids.